Molecule: messenger RNA, 6334 nt
Organism: Microcebus murinus (gray mouse lemur)
Lineage: Eukaryota; Metazoa; Chordata; Mammalia; Primates; Cheirogaleidae
Source: RefSeq, a predicted model, not a curated record
AGGGGAAUUUAAAUUCUGGCUCUGGAAUCUAUCUUACCCUUGUUCUAAGGGCCUAAGCUUCCUCCAGCACCAAGCCAGUUAGGAACUCAAGAGUUAAGAACCCAAUAUUCCCGGUAUUAGUUACCACUGAGUUGUUUUUAUCUCAUCUUGUUGGGGUGAGGUUGCUUUCUGGGGAAGAAAAGGUAUACGGGUUGAGACAUAUGGAGAUGCUAGGAAUGGCUGAGUUUUUCCUCUGUGUCUCCUUUAAGAAAACAUCCUACCUUAUAAGACCCCUGGAAAAAGAGACAAAGGGAGAAGAGGAAAAGAAAACGAUUGGGAGGGAGCCCCUGCCACCUGCCUGGGGGCCCUCCAUCUAUCAGUGUCCUUGGAAGGGCUUCUUCCCUGGAUUCUGCUUCUCCCACUAAGGUGCGCUGGAGCCCUAGCACCAUGGAUACUCUCAAUAGGAACCAGGUAGGACCUGGAUGCAAGACUCAGGCCAUGGUGCAGAAAGGACCCUUGGACUUGAUCGAGACAGGCAAAGGGCUGAAAGUGCAAACGGACAAACCCCAUCUGGUGAGCCUGGGCAGUGGGCGACUCAGCACUGCCAUCACUCUGCUGCCGCUGGAGGAAGGGAGGACGAUGAUUGGCUCUGCAGCCAGAGACAUCUCACUGCAGGGGCCAGGCCUGGCUCCAGAGCACUGCUACAUCGAGAACCUGCGGGGCACCCUCACCCUCUACCCUUGUGGCAAUGCCUGCACUAUUGAUGGGCUCCCCGUCCGGCAGCCCACACGGCUCACUCAGGGCUGCAUGUUGUGCCUGGGUCAGUCCACCUUCCUCCGCUUUAACCACCCGGCUGAAGCCAAGUGGAUGAAGAGCAUGAUUCCAGCAGGGGCCCGGGCACCUGGGCCGCCCUACGGCCCUGGCCUCGUGGAAUCAGAAAGUCUGGUGAAUGGGAACCACACCCCACAGCCUGCAACCCGGGGACCCUCAGCCUGUGCCAGCCACAGUUCCCUGGUGAGCUCUAUUGAGAAGGACCUGCAGGAGAUCAUGGACUCUUUGGUGCUAGAGGAGCCUGGAGCUGCUAGCAAGAAGCCUGCUGCAACCUCUCCGCUGUCGCCGAUGGCUAAUGGUGGGCGCUACCUGCUGUCCCCACCAAUCAGCCCUGGUGCCAUGUCUGUGGGCUCCAGCUAUGAGAACACCUCUCCAGCCUUCUCUCCACUCUCCUCACCAGCCAGCAGUGGAAGCUGUGCCAGUCACUCACCCAGCGGGCAGGAGCCAGGACCUUCUGUGCCCCCGCUUGUGCCUGCCCGUUCAUCCAGCUACCAUCUGGCCCUGCAACCCCCACAGUCCCACCCGAGCAGUACCCGCUCCUCUGAGAGCCCUCGGCUGGGCAGGAAAGGGGGUCAUGAGAGGCCUCCAAGCCCUGGCCUCCGAGGUCUGCUGACAGACAGCCCUGCAGCUACUGUCUUGGCAGAGGCCCGCAGAGCCACUGAGAGUCCCCGGCUGGGUGGGCAGCUGCCCGUGGUGGCUAUCAGCCUGAGUGAAUACCCAGCUUCCAGUGCUCGCAGCCAACCCACCUGCAUUCCUGGCAGCCCUAAGUUCCAGCCUCCAGUCCCUGCUCCCCGCAAUAAGAUUGGGACACUCCAGGACCGCCCUCCCAGCCCUUUCCGUGAGCCUCCAGGCACUGAGCGGGUGCUGACAACCAGCCCUUCACGCCAGCUGGUGGGCCGAACAUUUUCAGAUGGGUUAGCCACCCGCACCUUGCAGCCUCCUGAGAGUCCCCGCAUGGGUCGCCGGGGCCUGGAUAGUAUGCGAGAACUCCCUCCCUUGAGCCCAUCUCUGUCCCGACGAGCUCUCUCCCCUCUGCCUACCCGGACCGCCCCAGAUCCCAAGCUAACCAGGGAAGUGGCAGAGAGUCCUCGGCCUCGGCGCUGGGCAGCCCAUGGGGCUUCACCAGAGGACUUCUCCCUGACGCUGGGGGCGCGGGGCCGUAGGACACGGAGCCCCUCGCCCACACUGGGGGAGUCCCUGGCCCCCCGUAAGGGCAGCUUCAGUGGCAGGCUGAGCCCAGCCUACAGUCUGGGCUCUCUCACGGGGGCUUCGCCACGCCAGAGCCCCUGUGCCCAGAGAAAGCUCUCCAGUGGGGACUUGCGGGUGCCCAUCACGCGGGAGCGGAAAAAUAGCAUCACAGAGAUCAGUGACAAUGAGGACGACCUCCUGGAGUAUCACCGGCGGCAGCGCCAAGAGCGACUCCGGGAGCAGGAGAUGGAGAGGCUGGAACGCCAGCGCCUGGAGACCAUCCUGAACCUGUGUGCCGAGUAUAGCCGGGCUGACGGGGGACCUGAGGCUGGGGAGCUGCCCAGCAUUGGGGAGGCCGCUGCAGCCUUGGCACUGGCAGGCCGGAGGCCCUCACGAGGCCUUGCAGGGGCCACUGGGGCCUCUGGGCAGAGCAGCGAGGAGCCUGGAGGAGCCACCCAACGCCUAUGGGAGAGUGUGGAGCGCUCAGAUGAAGAAAAUCUCAAGGAGGAGUGCAGCAGCACUGAGAGCACCCAGCAGGAGCAUGAAGAUGCACCUAGCUCCAAGCUCCAGGGAGAGGUGCUAGCCCUGGAGGAGGAGCGGGCUCAGGUGCUGGGGCGCGUGGAGCAGCUCAAGGUCCGUGUGAAGGAGCUAGAGCAGCAGCUGCAGGAGUCGGCCCGAGAGGCUGAAAUGGAGCGGGCACUGCUGCAGGGGGAGAGGGAGGCAGAGCGAGCACUGCUGCAGAAGGAGCAGAAGGCAGUGGACCAGCUGCAGGAGAAGCUGGUGGCCUUGGAGAUGGGCAUCCAGAAGGAGAGGGACAAGGAGAGGGCGGAGCUGGCCGCGGGACGGAGGCACCUGGAGGCCCGCCAGGCGCUCUACGCCGAGCUCCAGACGCAGCUCGAUAACUGCCCCGAGUCAGUGCGGGAACAGUUACAGGAGCAGCUGAGAAGGGAGGCAGAGGCCCUGGAGACAGAGACAAAGCUGUUUGAGGACCUGGAGUUCCAGCAGCUGGAGCGCGAGAGCCGCGUGGAGGAGGAGCGGGAGCUGGCCGGCCAGGGGCUGCUCCGGAGCAAGGCUGAGCUGCUCCGCAGCAUCGCCAAGAGGAAGGAGCGCCUGGCAGUCCUGGACAGUCAGGCUGGGCAGAUCCGCGCCCAGGCCGUGCAAGAGUCCGAGCGCCUGGCCCGUGACAAGAAUGCCUCCCUGCAGCUGCUGCAGAAGGAGAAGGAGAAACUGGCCAUGCUGGAAAGGAGAUACCACUCACUCACAGGGGGCAGACCUUUCCCGAAGACCCCAUCGACCCUCAAAGAGGGUGAGCUGCUCAUCUCCGAGUCCUCAGGGAUGGAGCUGGGGACUAAGACUCUGGGCCUAUUCCCAGGGUCUUCUCAGGCUGGGGCAUCCUCUGUCCCCUUAACCCCACCUGCUUCCACUCCACUCUGCCCCAAAGCACAAGAGUACGUGACGCUUGAGCAGCUAAAGGUGACGUGGGGCACCUCGCCCGUGCCCCCAGCCCCUGCGCCAGGCCUGCCUCCUUGGGCCUCUGCCUCCCGGGACCUGGCUCCCACCACCUGCCUUCCUCCUGUGCUGCCCUCCUCCUCCUCCUCCUUCGCUUCCAUCACGCCUUUACCCAAGAUGGAGAAGCUGCUGCUCCCUGCUGUAGACUUAGAGCAGUGGUACCAGGAGCUGAUGGCCGGGCUGGGGACUGGCCCUGCUGCAGCCUCCCCUCGCUCCUCCCCCCCGCCUCUGCCUGCCAAAGCUUCCCGUCAGCUGCAGGUUUACCGCUCCAAAAUGGAUGGUGAGGCCACUAGCCCUCUGCCUCGGACCCGCAGCGGCCCCCUCCCCUCUUCCUCUGGCUCUUCUUCCUCCUCCUCCCAGCUCAGCGUGGCUACCCUGGGCCGUAGCCCUUCCCCAAAGAGUGCUCUACUCUCCCAGAAUGGCACGGGCAGCCUUCCACGCAACCUGGCAGCUACGCUGCAGGACAUUGAGACCAAGCGCCAAUUGGCUCUGCAGCAGAAGGUCGAGUCGCUUCCUGCCGAGCCCCUCCCAACUGACGACCCAGCAGGCCAGCAGGUGAUUGAAGAGCAACGGCGGCGACUGGCUGAGCUGAAGCAGAAAGCAGCGGCUGAGGCGCAGUGCCAGUGGGAUGCCCUGCACGGGUCUGCGCCCUUCCCAGCAGGCCCCUCGGGCUUUCCCCCACUCAUGCACCACUCCAUCCUACACCACCUGCCGGCUGGGCGGGAGCGUGGGGAGGAGGGCGAGCACGCCUACGAUACUCUGAGCCUGGAGAGCUCCGACAGCAUGGAGACCAGCAUCUCCACGGGGGGCAACUCGGCCUGUUCCCCUGACAACAUGUCCAGUGCGAGUGGUCUGGACGUGGGGAAGAUUGAGGAGAUGGAGAAGAUGCUGAAAGAGGCUCAUGCAGAGAAGAGCCGGCUCAUGGAGUCAAGGGAGCGGGAGAUGGAGCUGCGGCGGCAGGCCCUGGAGGAGGAGCGUCGGAGGCGCGAGCAGGUGGAACGGAGGCUGCAGAGUGAGAGUGCCCGGAGGCAGCAGCUGGUGGAGAAGGAGGUCAAGAUGCGGGAGAAACAGUUUUCUCAGGCACGACCUCUGACCCGCUACCUGCCCAUCCGGAAGGAAGACUUUGACCUGAAGACCCACAUCGAGUCGUCAGGCCACGGUGUCGAUACCUGCCUGCACGUGGUGCUCAGCAGCAAGGUCUGCCGUGGCUACUUGGUCAAGAUGGGUGGCAAGAUUAAAUCAUGGAAGAAGCGCUGGUUUGUCUUUGACCGCCUCAAGCGUACCCUUUCUUAUUACGUGGACAAACAUGAGACGAAGCUGAAGGGGGUCAUCUAUUUCCAGGCCAUCGAGGAAGUGUACUAUGACCACCUGCGCAGCGCAGCCAAGAAGAGGUUUUUCCGCUUCACUGUGGUGACUGAGAGCCCAAACCCAGCCCUCACCUUCUGCGUGAAGACCCAUGACCGGCUGUACUACAUGGUGGCCCCAUCUGCAGAGGCCAUGCGCAUCUGGAUGGAUGUCAUCGUCACAGGGGCUGAGGGCUACACUCAAUUCAUGAACUGACUGCAUGGGCCUCCUGGACCCUCGGGGCUGGUCCCAGGACCCAUGCCCGGCCACCUGCUGCUCUGCUGCCCUGGAGAGAGCUGUGCACCGGGCCUCAAGGCUCACAGCAGCAGGGCGUGGCAGUGUGUGACUGGGGCUUUUGUACAGGAAGACUUUGUAAUAUUCUGUAAGGAGCUCAGUCCUGUCAGUCUGUGGGCUCUGGCCCCCUGAAGACCCAGCCAGCCAGCCGGAAGAUUAAAAAGUGGGGAGGGAGCUUUGCUGUCCCCUGGGAGCCUAGAACUUGCAAUAACUCUUCAGGGUCCAGUGCCAGGCUGGCCAGGCUGAGGAGCAGUCGCAGAGUGGCCUCUCGGCUCUGACCGGGCACCUGCUCUGCUCUCCCCAGCCUGUUUUCUCUGUUGUAAAGGACAAAUUAUGGUACCAUAAUCUGCCAAAGAUCCCCCCUUGCCUCAGCCCCCUUUGCAGGAGCCUUGUGGGUGGAGCAGAGCCUCGCCCCCAGUGGGGUAACAGCUCAGGCGGCUACUUCUCAAACCUGCUCUGCCCCUGGCUUUCCCUUCCUUUAUACUUUUUACUACUUUGCUCAAGGGCCGGAGAUCUCAAGCAUCAUCCUUGAGGUCCCAGCCCCUUCCCCUUGUAGCAGACCCAUCACCAUGGUCACCAUAGUAACUGCUUUGUCGCCAUGGUUAUAUACCAGUUGCCCACUGUUUCAGCUGUGGGCCAUCUGAGGGUACGUGCCAUCAUCUCUCCAGCCCCCCGUGGGCGACUCAUGCUGGGGGGAAGGGACUGAACACCUUCUCCCUGCCCCCGGCCUGUGUCUCCGGCUCUGACGCACAGCCUGCCGGCCCAGCCCAGUCCUCCCUUCCACUUGUGCCUUGCUUAGAGCCAGAAGGGAUGAAGCCGGAGGAUCUGAGCAGAGGAGCAGUGCCGAUGGGGGAGGAUGGUGGAAGGGCCAUCCUUGGGUUCUGUACAGGGUUGAGUUUCUGACAGGGAAGAGGGCUGCUCCGAUGCUCCCACAGGAAAAGCCCGAGCAUGAGAGGAAGCAGCAGAGGGGAAGGGCCCUGAGGUGCCGCCACCCUCCCGUCAGCCUUGGAAGGGCGAUGGAAUGGAGAGUGGAGGACCAGCCCUCAGCUGUCUGGCCUCCCCUUCAUGCCUUAACACUAAGCCCACCUCCCCUGCCCUCAUUCCUGGCCCUAGACCUUUGGUCCAGGCUGGGGGGUUUUCAGUAUUUGUAAGCAUUUCAGCAGAACAAUAAAGCCUUUGGACUACCUAA